CCCCGAGCUUCCUGUUUCCCCACAUGCAGAUAAGAUAGAAGCUCUAAAGGCUGUAAAUGGCUGCAGAGACAACUAAGGUACUCCGGAGCAAACCAUUUAAACUGUUUGGGGCCAUUUCUUAUCCAUUAACUUCUCAACAUAUGGAGUCCUGGAGCCACGAUGCGCCAACCUUCUUUUCAAUAUUUCCAUCCUAACUUCUUUACCAUUCCGCCAUUUCCCGACCACAAAUAACCAUCCUCAUGACCUCCGCUUGCCAACAUUCGAGAUGACGGAGCUUGUACCGGAACAGCCGCAAAUGGCGGAUGCUUCCCACGAUUAUAAUCACGAUCACGACCACGAUCAAGAUCUCGAUCUCGACCCGCCUCCGUUUGCGCCUAUCUUCACCCUCGUGAAUAAUACAUCAACACGUACAACUCAUCAUCCUCAUGUGCGCUACAUCUUCAGCGACGAUGAUCCAGACAUCCUGACACAAGCACUAGCCGAACUUGAUACCGGUGCCGACGAAUCAUCCUCCGACCCAACCCUAAGGCGUAGUAGGGCUAUGAUAUUGGACUUAGCACCCGACUCUAAAGGCGGUUAUAACGUUGCUUGGGCCUCAAGCUUGUCGGCGUCAUGGGCGGUGUUGGAUACUCAACUGGACCAUAUACCUCCGCCUUCAUCAGACGGAAGCAACGACGGCAACGAUGGCGGAGAUAAUAGUGCUCGGGUUGAUCGUCUGAUGCUCCGGAUCGAUGGUAUAGAGACUAGCGCUCUGGGCUCAGAGGGCGGGACUUCCGGAGAUGCAAGCAGACAAGGCUCUGGUAUCGCAAGCGGCGGUGGAAGCGGUCAUCAUGAUCGUGAAAAGGGAGAGACCGAAGACUACACGAAUAUUGUAGACAAAUUUGAAAGACGAAUGACCACGUUACGAAAGAUCGUCGAAGCUGGCGAGGAAAGGCGACGAAUAAUUGCUGCAGCAUAUACCACCGAGCCCAUGCAAGAAGCAAUAGAAGGGAAUUACCCAGCAUAUUGACGGCGUUAAGAGGGAUUCAUACCUGUUCGACAUGGCGCUUGGACUAUUACGUUUGCAAUAUGUUGCACUGUUGGGGUAUCUUUGAAUUAAUGGAACGACAACUAGAGUCGGACUUGUAUCACCGACUGGAAAGAUCACGAAGAAUGUUAAUCAGGAACACAGAACUGCAGAUCGCCACAUUGAUUGGAAGAGCGUCAUACGGAACUAUGAAGCUAAGACCAUGUGUUAUGUGCCAUGUGGCUUAGGCAUAUUGGAGGGAGAUUUGACUUAGACAGUCCACGAGUUAUUAAUGAGGACUUAUGCAUCUACACCAAUCUCAUGAUGUUGACAUUACCAUAAGUCCUUUGAAGGCCUUCGG
This is a messenger RNA of Annulohypoxylon maeteangense, 1367 nucleotides long. RefSeq lists its product as uncharacterized. NCBI's taxonomy places the organism in Eukaryota, Fungi, Ascomycota, Sordariomycetes, Xylariales, Hypoxylaceae. The coding region runs from base 266 to 1009 and encodes 247 amino acids. The transcript is spliced from 2 exons. The record is from RefSeq and is a predicted model, not a curated record.